AUGGACGCGCCAACCUCAUCGUCUACAGACACCGCCUCAGCCCCCAGAGACUCUGCCCCUACCGGCGCUGCCCCAAAGGCAAUCAUAAAAAACGUCGACAUGAGCGAGGAGAUGCAGCAGGAGAGCGUCGACAUCGCGUCCGCAGCCCUCGAGAAAUACAACAUCGAAAAGGACAUUGCCGCUCAGAUCAAGAAGGAGUUCGACCGAAGACACGGUCCAACCUGGCAUGUCGUUGUUGGAAAGAACUUUGGCAGUUAUGUCACCCAUGAAACCAAACACUUCAUCUACUUCUAUGUCGGUACCCUCGCAAUCCUUAUUUGGAAAUCAUAA
This is a messenger RNA of Psilocybe cubensis, 330 nucleotides long. RefSeq lists its product as uncharacterized. Gene Ontology annotation, cellular component: cytoplasmic dynein complex. Lineage: Eukaryota; Fungi; Basidiomycota; Agaricomycetes; Agaricales; Agrocybaceae. The record is from RefSeq and is a predicted model, not a curated record. The transcript has 2 exons. Gene Ontology annotation, molecular function: dynein intermediate chain binding; dynein light intermediate chain binding. The coding region runs from base 1 to 330 and encodes 109 amino acids. Gene Ontology annotation, biological process: microtubule-based process; cilium assembly.